AUGUGGUGCGGGGUAUCUAUUGCCCCCAAGCUCCACAUCAGUAAGACGCACCGGAUGAUUCAAUGUGCGACAUUUGCGAUUCUCACCACCAAGUUGGAAGUUGCUAUCAACAAUUUUAAAGUGUCGUCCUGUUGGGAAUCAAUAAUUACAAAUACAUCUAUGGAAAUUUACAUUCACAAAGGCAAAUAUUGA
This is a messenger RNA of Penicillium digitatum Pd1, 192 nucleotides long. The record is from RefSeq and is a predicted model, not a curated record. Lineage: Eukaryota; Fungi; Ascomycota; Eurotiomycetes; Eurotiales; Aspergillaceae.